GGUCACACUGUAAGAAACGUUUCUGCUUGUCAUUUUGCUCUCAAUUUUUGCCGCAAAACGCUACGAAUUUCGCGAAAUAUAUAAUCGCCAGGCAGUAAACUCCCUCGAAAUCACAGAGCAGCCUGGCACCUAGCAAGCGGUGCACACAUUAUAGGAGUUCCCCAACCGAAAAUCGAGAAAAACAACAAACAUGCCGUCGCUGGAGGUGAGCGUAAACAAAGUGAUAGUGCAUCCGCUGGUCCUGCUGUCCGUGGUGGAUCACUUCAAUCGCAUGGGAAAGAUUGGCAACCAGAAGCGCGUCGUGGGCGUCCUUCUGGGCUGCUGGCGUUCUAAGGGCGUGCUAGACGUCUCCAACAGCUUUGCAGUGCCGUUUGAUGAGGAUGACAAGGACAAGUCAGUGUGGUUCCUGGACCACGACUACCUGGAGAACAUGUAUGGCAUGUUCAAGAAGGUUAACGCCAGGGAGCGCGUCGUGGGCUGGUACCACACGGGUCCCAAGCUCCACCAGAACGACAUUGCCAUCAAUGAGCUCAUCCGCCGCUACUGCCCCAACUCCGUGCUGGUGAUCAUCGACGCAAAGCCCAAGGACCUGGGCCUGCCCACCGAGGCGUACAUAUCCGUGGAGGAGGUCCAUGACGAUGGCUCGCCCACCAGCAAGACCUUCGAACACGUGCCCAGCGAGAUCGGUGCCGAGGAGGCUGAGGAAGUGGGCGUAGAGCAUCUGCUGCGAGACAUCAAGGACACCACGGUGGGCAGCCUCUCGCAGAAGAUCACCAACCAGCUGAUGGGUCUCAAGGGCUUGAACGCCCAGCUGCGCGACAUCAAGCAGUAUCUGCAGCGCGUGGGCGACGGCAAGAUGCCCAUCAAUCACCAGAUUGUGUACCAGCUGCAGGAUAUCUUCAACCUGCUGCCGGACAUCACCAACGACCAGUUCACCGGCACCAUGUACGUGAAGACCAACGACCAGAUGCUGGUCGUCUAUCUGGCCUCCAUGGUGCGUUCGAUCAUUGCGCUGCAUAACCUGAUCAACAACAAGCUGGCGAAUCGCGACGCCGAGGAGGGCAAGAGCGACAGCAAGGAUGCCAAGGAGAAGAAUAAGGAGAGCAAGGAUAAGGACAACAAGGAGACCAAGGAUGGCAAGAAGACGGAGGAGAAGGCCGACAAGGGCAAGGACGAGGGCAGCAAGGGGUCCCGGAAAUAGGAGCGGAAGAAGAAGCGCAAGCCUCGUCGGAAGCGAAAGAAGCAGACGCCGCCGGAUUAGCUGCUGCCUCCGAUCCGUAGGAACCGGGACCAGCGGCCUCCAAAAUAUACAGCGUCUCUACACUCGGCGUGGGUGUGCGCAAUGGCCUCCGAAAAUCAAACAUUGCUCCCAUUCAUCCAUCCCAUGAAUUCAAGCUCCCUGUUUAUUAUUUCGCCAGCUACGCGUAACUAACUAACGGCAAGUUUAUGUAAUUAAAAAUUAAAUAAUUUAAA
This is a messenger RNA of Drosophila kikkawai, 1473 nucleotides long. It is a transcript of the gene Rpn8, whose product is annotated as regulatory particle non-ATPase 8. Lineage: Eukaryota; Metazoa; Arthropoda; Insecta; Diptera; Drosophilidae. Gene Ontology annotation, cellular component: proteasome complex; proteasome regulatory particle. Gene Ontology annotation, molecular function: protein binding; metallopeptidase activity. Gene Ontology annotation, biological process: proteasome-mediated ubiquitin-dependent protein catabolic process. The record is from RefSeq and is a predicted model, not a curated record.